Molecule: messenger RNA, 417 nt
Organism: Trichophyton benhamiae CBS 112371
Lineage: Eukaryota; Fungi; Ascomycota; Eurotiomycetes; Onygenales; Arthrodermataceae
Exons: 2
Coding region: 1-417 (138 amino acids)
Biological process (GO): translation; ribosomal large subunit biogenesis
Cellular component (GO): ribosome; cytosolic large ribosomal subunit
Molecular function (GO): structural constituent of ribosome; RNA binding
Source: RefSeq, a predicted model, not a curated record
AUGUCUCAAGAGAUUGAUAUUAAGCCCUCGACAUGGAAACUUGUCGAGGUCGGCAGAGUCGUGCUGAUCCGAAGAGGCCCAUAUGCAGACAAACUUGCUGCUAUCUCUGAGAUCAUAGAUCACAAGCGCGUCUUGGUUGAUGGUCCUUCCGGAGAUGAAGAGAAGGUCGUCCCACGCCAAUCCAUCCCUCUCGCCCAUGUCACCCUCACAUCUCUCUGCCUCGAAAAACUCCCCCGACGUGCCAGAACUGGAGCCAUGAGGAAGGCUUGGGAGAAGUCCGGCAUCGACGCCAAAUGGGCUGAGACUGGCUAUGCUAAGAAGAAGGAACAACAAGACCGACGACGCAACUUGACCGACUUCGAGCGGUUCAAGGUCAUGAGACUGAGAAAACAGGUUCGUCUUACUUUUCCAGGCUAG